AAACUCAUCUUGUUUAUUUUCACAGUGAACAUAAACAGAAAGGCCUAGUUUGAAAACUUCCUGAUAAAGAAAUGGCUUUUUCAAUGAACAUCUGUAUUUGGAUUUCUUUGUGCUUUCCAUUUUCCUGCGGUUAUAUUCGAUUUUAUAAGGUUCCUUCAGUCUACCCUGUUGGAGAAAGCAACGUGUCUUUUGUAUGUUCAAACUGGUUUUAUGCUAUACGGGAGCUAAACAAUAUGAGCCUGUAUAUUCAAAUCCGGAGAAAUGCAAAUGAUAACUGGACCUCUGUUGUCGAAUCAAAUCGUUCAGGUGUUUUCUGGAAAAGCGAAAAUACGUUUUUUAGCUUUACCAUUUUAUCAGUUUUGGAGAGAAAUACUCGAUAUGAUCAGCAAGUGACACUUAAAGGAUCAGUACAGUCAAAACAAUGCACGAUUGAUCCAAUGAUAUCUCCAGACCUUCGCUGUGUCCUUAGUGAUGAGAGUCAAAUAAUCGACAACAGUUCUAAGACAACAAUAUUAUCGAUUAAAGGGCGAACCCCUGAAAAUAUGACGGACAUCUCUAUCGUACCCCAGGAUAAAGAUAAAAUAUACUUUGAAGAGGAUGAUGUUUUGCAGUUACAGUGUAUUGCGGAAGUAGAAAACAUAAAUGGCAUGAACAGUAAGGAUAUUCGAUGGUGCAAAAACGAAACCGGAAAAUUCCAAAAGUUGUCACUCCAACAUCCUCCUAUCACGAGCAUUGUGUCGAGGAGCAAGGAUGGGUGCAGUGUUGUUCAGAAAUCAGUCAUUUUCUAUCAUAUUUUACAAAAUGACACCGAUGUGGAUCUAAUGUGUGAGUCUGGGCACGGUUAUACGUGUGGAAAAAGUGGGAUCAACCUGACGCUAAGCAUACCGAUGGCUAAUACCAAUAAAGAUAUAUGGAGAGUUUCGCCAAUUGCCAUUCAUGAUAGAAAAUCUGUACUUAACAAAAAUCAUAUUAAAUUAAGCGGAGCUGGAAAAACCAUUUAUCUUCUCUGUACAGCCUCAACCCUUUUCCAGCAAGCAUCAUUUCAGAAUAAAGUGAAUUGGUGUUUUAAAAGACAAGUGAAUGAGACAUGGACAAAGAUUAGUCUACAAGAAAAGAAAUUGGAAGCAGUAUCGAAUUCCAGCGAAGGAACAACAAUUUUUAGUAGAAUAAAGUACCACAUCACAAAAUUAGACAGGGAAAUUGUCUUUUUGUGUGAAAUAUCUCGCUACUCUUUUUGUGGAUCGGGUCUGGCAUCCGCAACAACAAGCAUUUCAAUAGGUGGAAAGACGUUGACGAACGAAAUUGAUGAAGGUUUUAAAGAUGUUCAACUACAAAAACAGUUGGAACCUGAAUGUAGCAAAACUGGAGUAGCUGUCGUGUCUGUUAUAUUGGUUUCAAAUGUCAUUAUAACACUUCUUUUUCUGAUAGUGCUGUUCAGAAGAAAAGAGAUCAAGUUUCGGGGAUUUGUGCUAAGAAUUAACCGUGAAGAGAAAGUUUCGAUCGACGCAGCGGCAAAAACUAAAGCACUACCUGCAUCACAAGCAAUUAAAAAUCCAGAUAACAGGUAUGUCGAAAAAUCAUUUAGAAGUUGUUCACCUAAAAAGAAAGAAAAACGACCGCCUUCCAAAAAAGCUGGUACCGGAAAAAAAAUCAAAUCUGUGGACAAAUCUAAGAAACAUUGUGAGACACAGGAGUUAAAUAUUACAGCUGAGAGACAUGAUUUGUAUGAAAAUCAAAUAUUUCAACAGGAGGAAAACAUGGACACAUGUACAUACGAAGAAGUUGCAACGGGGCAUAACAAAUCAGAAUAUGAGUCUUUGAGAUUAUGAAGAAGAAAACCAAGUUGAAAAUACUUCUUUAAUAACUGCAAAGUAAACCUAUCCAAUCCGGUUUAAUAUAUAUGAUUUGGAGAGUUAAAUUACUUUUUUGCUGAUGCCAUUGAAUUUAUGUAUAAGGUUAUAAAAUAUUAUGGAAUAAUCUGCAAUAGGAAUAAAGUAAUUAUCAGAAGUUGUACAAUACAGAAAAGCAAUACUUUUUAACAGUUUCCUUAAGUUUUAAAGUGCGUUGUUGAUGUU
Magallana angulata is the source of this 2075-nucleotide messenger RNA. RefSeq lists its product as uncharacterized. The coding region runs from base 72 to 1829 and encodes 585 amino acids. The record is from RefSeq and is a predicted model, not a curated record. The transcript has 14 exons. NCBI's taxonomy places the organism in Eukaryota, Metazoa, Mollusca, Bivalvia, Ostreida, Ostreidae.